AGUGUGUAUAUAAAGGCUGCCUCACACACCAGACCCAAUCUGUUGGACAGCCACGAAGAGUAGUGGAAUUUUAAUCACUGUUGCUUGUUUGCCUCAAAGCAGAAUGGAAUCCUCAAAGCUGGCCCUGUUCCUGGUCCUUCUGUCCUGCGUAGAACACUGUUUCUCUGCCUCCUGUGUCGUUGACAGCUUCACAGUCAAAGAGGACUUUGACCCUAAAAGGUAUGUAGGAAAAUGGUACGCACUGCAGAAGAAAGAUCCAGAGGGCCUGUUCCUGCAGGACAACAUCUCAGCUGAGUACACCAUUGACGACGACGGCUCCAUGACUGCCUCCUCCAAGGGACGUGUUACUCUGUUUGGCUUCUGGGUUGUGUGUGCAGACAUGGCUGCCCAGUACUCUGUCCCCGACCCUACCACCCCCGGCAAGAUGUUCAUGAACUACCAGGGACUGGCCAGCUACCUGUCCAGUGGAGGUGACAACUACUGGGUGAUCGACACUGACUAUGACAACUAUGCCAUCACCUACGCCUGCCGCACUCUGAAGGAAGAUGGCACCUGCGAAGAUGGCUACGCCCUUGUGUUCUCCAGGAACCCCCGUGGCCUGCCACCUGCCAUCCAGCGCAUUGUCCGUCAGAAACAGGAGGACAUCUGCAUGGCUGGACAGUUUCAGCCCGUCCUGCAGUCUGGAGCCUGCUAAAGAGGAAGAGAGAGAAAGGCAGGAGAGUUUAGAGCUGAGAGAGGGCUAGUUGCAAGCUCGGAGGCUUGAGAGCAAGAAGAGGGAGAAUGAGAGUGCGUGUGACAGGAGGUGUGUAUGUGAGAGUGGUACUAUGAAAGAACAGAUGCAAAACAGAAAAAUGAGGCACAGACCUGCAUCUGUUAUUAUGCAUUUCCCCCUCUAUCACUCUGUUCAGCCAUUGUUUGUCCAAGGAAAAUGUUCACUGUUGCUUUGGUGUUUUGAGCAAAUAUGAAAGUUAAAAUAAAAAAUAUUUUUCUAACCAA
This is a messenger RNA of Epinephelus lanceolatus (giant grouper), 996 nucleotides long. It is a transcript of the gene rbp4l, whose product is annotated as retinol binding protein 4, like. The record is from RefSeq and is a predicted model, not a curated record. Gene Ontology annotation, molecular function: retinol transmembrane transporter activity; retinoid binding. NCBI's taxonomy places the organism in Eukaryota, Metazoa, Chordata, Actinopteri, Perciformes, Serranidae.